GCUCCCCCGUGCGGAGUGCUCAGCAGACACAGUCGCCCGCUGGAGGCUGGUAGCCGGGAACUGAGUCGCGAGUGCAGGCUGGACCGGGCCGGCUGUGCGCACCGGCUCCGCCACCGCCCCUGCGGGUCUUGGACACCUCGAGAGGGCAUCCGCUGGAGAGAAGAUUGGGUAACUCCAGAGAGGGACGAAUGGGGACGCAACGCUCAGAGACCUCCGGGAGUAUUGGGAACCUACUGUGGGCGCCCUGAUGUAGGGACUUGGAGGCGGCCAGAGCAUCGCAGCUUCCUGUGCAGCUGUGGGUGCCCCAGGGCAUGUGAACAUCCUAUCACCAUAAGGGGAUUCAAGGAGGUCUCUCCAGAGGCAGAGGAGACAUCUACUUGGAACUCAUGACAAAUUGCAGAAAAGAAGUUAAAGACACAUCAAAUUUCAGCAAAGAAGGAAGAGCCUUGUCAAAAGUAAAAGGUGAAGAUACACAUCCUCAGAGCCACAUGUGUGCUCUCUUGAGAGUGAGAAGCACUUUUGGGGUCUCAGGCUCUUCUUUUAAAGGACACUUUAUGAAGGGUGGCAUGGGAAGGUAUGUGGGAACCAUGCCAGCUUGGUGAACUCAACUCUUUCAUCAUGUACCACAAGAUAUCUUUGGUGGUUGGUCUUCCAAGAUCUUCGGGUUCACAUUGUCUUUUCUAUCUAGGGUCUCGCUAAGUUACCAAGGCUGGCCUCGAACCUCUUGCCUCAGCGUCUCAAGUCCCUGGGAUUACAUAUGUGUGCCACCACAGCCGGCCUGAAUUAAGGCUGCCCUGGCCCUCUGCGCUGCCGCCAUGACCACCGCCAUCCUGGAGCGCCUGAGCACCCUGUCGGUCAGCGGCCAGCACCUGCGCCGCCUGCCCAAGAUCCUGGAGGACGGGCUUCCCAAGAUGCCCUGCACCGUCCCGGAAACGGAUGUGCCCCAGCUCUUCCGGGAGCCGUACAUCCGCGCGGGCUACCGCCCCACGGGGCACGAGUGGCGCUACUACUUCUUCAGCCUCUUUCAGAAGCACAACGAGGUAGUCAACGUCUGGACCCACCUGCUGGCAGCCCUAGCUGUACUUUUGCGAUUCUGGGCCUUUGUCGAGGCCGAGGCCUUGCCAUGGGCCUCCCCCCACUCCCUGCCCCUGCUGCUCUUUAUCCUGUCCUCGAUCACUUACCUCACAUGCAGCCUUCUGGCCCAUCUGCUGCAGUCCAAGUCGGAGCUCUCCCACUACACCUUCUACUUCGUGGACUACGUUGGUGUCAGUGUGUACCAAUAUGGCAGUGCCUUGGCCCACUUCUUCUACAGCUCCGAUCAGGCCUGGUACGAGCGGUUCUGGCUUUUCUUCUUGCCAGCAGCUGCCUUCUGUGGCUGGUUAUCUUGUACUGGCUGCUGCUACGCAAAGUAUCGUUACCGAAGGCCUUACCCAGUUAUGAGGAAGAUCUGUCAAGUGGUACCGGCGGGGCUGGCCUUCAUCCUAGACAUAAGUCCUGUGGCACACCGGGUAGCGCUCUGCCACCUGGCUGGCUGCCAGGAGCAGGCAGCCUGGUACCAUACCCUCCAGAUCUUCUUCUUCUUGGUCAGCGCCUACUUCUUCUCCUGCCCGGUGCCUGAGAAGUACUUCCCGGGUUCCUGUGACAUCGUGGGCCAUGGACAUCAAAUCUUCCAUGCUUUUCUGUCUGUCUGCACGCUCUCGCAGCUGGAAGCCAUCCUUUUGGACUACCAGGGGCGGCGUGAGAUCUUCCUGCAGCGACAUGGUCCCUUAUCUGUCUACAUGGCCUGUCUCUCCUUCUUUUUCUUGGCCGCCUGUAGCGCUGCCACCGCAGCCCUUCUGAGACAUAAAGUCAAAGCCAGACUAACCAAGAAAGAUUCAUGAGGCUUGCAGGUGGAAUAAGAUGUGAAGAUAGCCCUUGUGAUUUGGGGGAAACGAUACAACAGUAGAAGUUGACUUAUUUUUAAGGGUUAAUUUUUAAAGUAAUAUGAAUUUCCAAGGAUGUGCUAUGGCUACAGCAUUUCAAAGCCAAAGGAUUCAAGAGUUUUAUUGUUAAUUAAAGGAGUAUUCCUCUUCCUUCUGGGUCAUAGCCUUACAAGGGAAGGGAUCUUGGUAAGACUGAUGAAACACUGAACUGAGAACUAUCUAACGGCCUAAAAUUUUAGCAAAUUCUGACUAUAGUUUUCAGAGACAAGUCGUAGAACCGAAAGGAUAAUAAAAAUUGUACUGAGAAGUAAGUAGGUGGUUUAUUCUCACCCUAUUGGAAUAACCAUCCUACUAUGCUGAUCUUUGGUAAUUGCAUAAAUUGACCUAAAGACCCAUCUUAUUUGGAUUUCAAAUUGUCUAGAGGAAAAGUCAGAAUCUUCAAGAUAAUUCAGUGAAACUGUUAGAAAUAACGAAUUACUCAGUUCAUCUGAUUUCUGAUCCCUCCUCUCUCAUCCACUGUACCACUGACCCUUUCUCAGGACAAAUGUCUGCCUGGCUGUUUUGUCUGAAGUGCUGUUCACUCCUGUCCCUUUUUGCAUGGUAACUUAAAGGAUUUUGAAGCAGUCAUAUUUCCAGGAAAUGCUUGAAGCCAUGUGAACAUUCAGGAAGUUCAUUUUCCUAUAAUAAUGUAAAUGGUACUAGAAAGUUCAGUGCCAAGAGCCUCCAGGAGGUCCAGCCAACAAGCAUGAGUAGCCUUGCUUGUUUGGUGUUUUGGGACCGUUAUUUUAUACCUGUGGACUGUAGGAUUACCAGAGCUAUUAGGGCUGCCUUACAGAUCAGGAGAUCUGGGGGUUGCUCUAGGAAUCUGGUAGACUUGACAAACAUGUUUGAAAAAAAACCUUGGUAGUGUGAAUCGGUCCUUACGUUUCCUCUAAGGAUCUGAUUAUUUCAAGAGGAAUUCGAAGUCCAGACAUCUACAUAGAUGCUGCCUCAUGAAGGACCAACCCCAAUUCAGAGUCCUCAAGCAGGCAGUUCUGCCUCAGCAUAAAGCAGAACCUUAAAAUAAUCAAGUCCCAGUACAGACAAAUGUGGGCUCACUGUGGUUGGUCCCUGAAGGCUCCUUUGGGUCAAGAGCAAGUGAAUCAGGCACCCUGUAACCAAAAUGCUCUCCUUGGAACUUUGCUGCCCAGCAGCUUCUGUGAGAUAGGUGGUGCUUGCAGUUGAUGUUCUGGCCACGCAGCCCUCUCUGAGGAUUGGCUUCUGUACUAAUCCAGUGAAGGAUGCUGCAUCAAAGGAAGGGCUGAGAAUCCGCCUCUUCACAGGCUACGUUUCCUAUCAGUAUAAGGUCCCUUGUUUACUAAAAAGGGACGUGGUUUGUUUUAAUUUUGGUUUGAUGAACCUCCUCUAAGAUUAUUGUCUUCACAAAGAUUACUUUUAUUCCUUUUUCUGAAAGAUUUGUGAGUUUUGUGCCUUAUAAAUGAAAAUGUAUAAACACUUUAUUUAAUAUAUGCACGUGUGGGA
Molecule: messenger RNA, 3443 nt
Organism: Sciurus carolinensis (gray squirrel)
Lineage: Eukaryota; Metazoa; Chordata; Mammalia; Rodentia; Sciuridae
Gene: Paqr8
Product: progestin and adipoQ receptor family member 8
Exons: 5
Coding region: 816-1880 (354 amino acids)
Biological process (GO): response to steroid hormone
Cellular component (GO): plasma membrane
Molecular function (GO): nuclear steroid receptor activity; steroid binding
Source: RefSeq, a predicted model, not a curated record